ACUGUUUUGGUCGCAGCGGGCGGGUCCGCCCUCAGCCAAUGGGAAAGAGCCGCGGCGGUACCGGAAGUGACGCCGGUGUACCGGGCUCGGUACCGGGCCCGCGCCAUGGAGGCCUGGGUGCGCUUCAGCGCCCAGAGCCAGGCCCGGGAGCGCCUCCUCAGGGCCGCUCAGUACGCCUGUGUGUUGGCCGGGGCCGCGCUGAGCCGCGCCGGGAACGGCUCCGGGGGCAGCUCCGGGACCCUGAGCCGCCUGCAGCAGCUGGAGGCUCACCUGAGCCUGGGCCGCAAGCGUGAGUGGGCUGGGGGGGGGCAGGGCCGCUCAGUACGCCUGUGUGUUGGCCGGGGCCGCGCUGAGCCGCGCCGGGAACGGCUCCGGGGGCAGCUCCGGGACCCUGAGCCGCCUGCAGCAGCUGGAGGCUCACCUGAGCCUGGGCCGCAAGCUCCCCAUUCCCUUCCUGCGGCUGCUGGGAGCACCCAGACCCCCUUUCCCCCCUCUUUCCGCAGGUAUUACCUCUUUGCCCUGCUGGUGAACCUCAGCAGGGACGCCUACGAGAUCCGCCUGCUGCUGGAGCGCGCCGCGGCCGCCAGGAAACGCGGCAGGAGCCCGGAAAAGCAGCCCCAGCUCCGUGCUGAGGGCAGGACCCAGCGCCUCCGGCUGCAGCUGCAGCUCCAGCUGCAGCUCCUGCUGCAGGUGCUGCGGGACAACCCCCCGCUGCUGCUGGACCUGCUGAGGAACGCCUGCGACCUGGUGAUCCCUCUGGAAAAGCUGGGGCUGUGCCGGAGCAGCCCCGGGAUCGUGGGCUUCUGUGGGCUCACCUCCUCCGUGCUCUCCAUCGUCACCAUCCUCCACCCCUGGCUCAAGCUCAAGCCGUAGUUUUCUUGGGAUUUUUGGGGAUUUUGGGGGGUUUGUGGCAUCUCUGGAAGUGACUGGUUGGUGCCAUUCCAUCAUUCCUGACUCCUUGGAGCCUCAAAAUUCCGGCGUUGGAUCCCACAGGGAUGUCAGCUUCCCAAAUGUGGUUUUUCCCAUUGA
Pyrgilauda ruficollis (rufous-necked snowfinch) is the source of this 1029-nucleotide messenger RNA. RefSeq names its product peroxisomal membrane protein 11B-like. NCBI's taxonomy places the organism in Eukaryota, Metazoa, Chordata, Aves, Passeriformes, Passeridae. The transcript has 3 exons. The coding region runs from base 106 to 873 and encodes 255 amino acids. The record is from RefSeq and is a predicted model, not a curated record. Gene Ontology annotation, cellular component: peroxisomal membrane. Gene Ontology annotation, biological process: regulation of peroxisome size; peroxisome fission.